Messenger RNA from Lodderomyces margitis, 1410 nucleotides. It is a transcript of the gene PRP42, whose product is annotated as mRNA splicing protein. Gene Ontology annotation, molecular function: protein binding. Gene Ontology annotation, cellular component: commitment complex; U1 snRNP; U2-type prespliceosome. Lineage: Eukaryota; Fungi; Ascomycota; Pichiomycetes; Serinales; Debaryomycetaceae. The record is from RefSeq and is a predicted model, not a curated record. The coding region runs from base 1 to 1410 and encodes 469 amino acids. The transcript has a single exon. Gene Ontology annotation, biological process: mRNA 5'-splice site recognition; RNA processing.
AUGUCACAACCCAAGAAAUGGACCGAUGUGUCAAUAGAGUUGAUCAAGGAUCCAGACAGUUUUGAACUAUGGCAACAACUAAUCAUAUCAGCAGAGCACAAUGACAAGAAUGGUAUAUCAAAAUCAACACCACCACCACAAUUGCAAACACUACGAACAUCGUAUGACAGGUUUUUAACAAAGUAUCCAUACAUGUAUAAAUAUUGGAUACGAUAUGCUGAAUGGGAAUUCAAAUUGACUGAUGUAUCCACUGCUAUCAAGCUCUAUGAGGAUGCGUUCCAACACUUGAAUUAUUGUAUUGAAUUGUGGGUCAAUUAUUUACAAUUUCGUAUCAACACAAUCACUGAUAAUGUUGAGCAAGUAUUGGGAUUAUUUGAAAAAGCAAGAGGGUUGAUUGGAAACCAUUUUUAUGCGUAUGAAUUCUAUACGCUAUAUUUAUCAUUUCUUGAAAGUUAUGCCACUGAAGAAAACCAAUACAGAAGGAAGUAUUUUACAUUGAUGAGAAUUGUACUUGACGUGCCAUUAUAUCAUUAUGAAUAUUUCUACAAGAAAUAUUUCGAAUUGAUUGCUCGUGUUGGUGGCGGCGGUGACGCGAAACUUCACUCCGACUUACAAUAUAUAGUACCGGCAAGUGAAUUGCAACGGCAGUCCAAGAAUCUACAACAACAAUUGAAAAAGACAUUCACUGAUUCAUACAUCACCAUCCAAUACAAAGUUUAUGAGUUGUACCAUUUUGAAAAACGGUUUAAGCGACAUUAUAAUGAUGUCAAGUACAUAUCUCGACAACAAUUGGAUGCAUGGUUGCAAUAUUUUGAUUUUUUGGAAUUGAAGAAAUAUCCUCAACUGUAUAUCGAAUUGGAUUAUUGGAGAUAUUUAUACAUUGCAGCAAACUACCCUGAAUCAUGGAUCAAAUUUGCUGACUAUUUCGUGUUUCAUGGCAAAUACAACCUGGCACGACAGUUGUUGAUUCGCGGUUGGAAGUAUCUUGGUCAUUAUCAAGUAUUGAUUAAAUUGAUUGAUUUGGAGAUUUUCUUGAAACAGUUUGUACGAGCCAAGGAAUUGCUUAUCACUUAUUUAAAGUAUACUGUUUCUAUUCCAAUACCAAUUUAUGAGAAGUUGAUUUGCAUUGAACGAAUUUUUAACGACAAUGAUGAUCAUAUACUAAACUUGUUUAAGUUGAUUAUCGAGGAUACUCAAAUUGACUGGUUUUUCAAUGUAUUGACAUACUAUGCUAUCGAUAAACAGAAGAAGUUGGCAUUUCUUGAAGAAAUGAGUGAUUUCAAGGGACAAAAAUACUAUGACAACAUAUGGAAGUUGGUAUCAGAGGAAAUCAAUGGGGAUGGAGAGGUACAACAGCCUACUCCCAACUUCAGUAAGGAGUACGAAAGACUACUACAAUCCAUACAGUAA